This is a messenger RNA of Penicillium digitatum Pd1, 1224 nucleotides long. RefSeq names its product putative MFS multidrug transporter. Gene Ontology annotation, biological process: transmembrane transport. Gene Ontology annotation, molecular function: transmembrane transporter activity. The record is from RefSeq and is a predicted model, not a curated record. Gene Ontology annotation, cellular component: plasma membrane. NCBI's taxonomy places the organism in Eukaryota, Fungi, Ascomycota, Eurotiomycetes, Eurotiales, Aspergillaceae.
AUGCCUGGAUACUUCGUGGCAUAUGUGAUCUUGGUCAUCUCGCUCUUUCCAUCCGCCUUUGCACAGAACUUCGCAACACUAGUUGUGACAAGGUUCUUCGGUGGCGGUGCUUCUUCCGUUUCGAUCAAUAUCGUCGGUGGAAGUAUCUCCGAUGUGUGGCUCGGUGACCAUGCUCGCAGUCUGCCGAUGUCUAUAUUCGGAUUCACGAGUGUUGUCGGUAUUGCACUUAGUCCGUUUAUUGGAUCAGCCAUUGUGCAGAUUCAGAAAUCAGAGCCGUGGCGUUGGAUCUUCUACAUCCAAAUCAUCUAUAACGCAGCUUUGAUCCCGGUAUUCUGGCUCAUCCUCAACGAAACCCGCCCAGACGUGAUCCGUAAGAAGCGUGCACGCAAGAUCCGCAAGGAAACCAACCGCCCGGUGUACGCUGCCUCGGAAAUCGAUGCACCAAGCAAACUCCGUCUGCUGAAAAUCUCAUUCCAACGCCCGACAAAGAUGCUCCUCACCAAGCCAGUGGUGAUCUUCUUCACGUUGUGGAUCAGUUUCGCCUGGGGCAUCCUCUACCUCUUCUUCCCCAGCGUCGUUCAAACCUACUCCACAAACUACGGCUGGGGCACGCUGGGAACAGGCCUCGUGCAGCUCGCCAUCUCUGUGGGCGCGAUCAUCGGAACAGCUAUCAACCCACUACAAGACUGGUUCUAUCUCCGCUCCGAGCGGCGCAAUAAGGAGAAACCCGGUAAACCCAUCCCCGAGGCAAGACUGUAUACGUCUAUCCUGGGUAGUCUGCUCUUUGCUGCCGGUCUGUUCUGGUAUGGAUGGGCUAGUCAGCCUGAUAUUCAUUGGAUCGUGCCGACUAUUGGUAUCAUGGCUGCAGGGAUUGGAAUUUACUCGAUUUACAUGGCUGUUGUUAAUUAUCUGACUGAUGCUUAUGAACGGUAUGCGGCGUCGGCUUUGUCAGCUGCCUCGCUUGGCAGAAAUGCUUUUGGUGCGUUUUUGCCGCUUGCUUCGUCGCAGUUAUUUGGGGAUCUUGGGUUCGGAUGGGCGGGGACAUUGCUCGGGUUUAUCGGGGUUGCGUUGUCCAUUGUGCCUGUUAUUUUGGUUUUCAAGGGUCCCCAGAUUCGGGAGAGGGGCAAGUUUAUGAGGGAGGCUAUGUGGGAGCCUGAGGAGAGGGUUCAGGUUGAUCGAUCCGGGAAGGAAGAUUUGGGGCCUUCUUCGGAGGGAAUUGCGUGA